CCUUUGUGUUUUCUAAAGCAUCGUGUCAAAAAUAUGAAAUAUUAGACUGGGAACUUUUAGACCUUUUAAAGUGAAGAAAUGUUAAACGUAAUGGGAUUAUAGGAGGAGCUGUGAUUGAAAAGUAAGGAAUGUACUGAUUCAAAAAAGGAUCAAGGGCACUGGAGCAUGGUAUGAUGAACGAAAUAACAAGAUCUUCAAAACUGCUGGAUGGAUCAUCUGAUUUUGUGCUGACUUACAAGGACAAGGAAGGUGACUGGAUGCUUGUUGGAGAUGUUCCUUGGGAGAUGUUCCUUAGUUCUGUGAAGAGGCUUAGAAUCAUGAGGACAUCUGAGGCUACUGGAUUAGCUCCAAGAUUACAAAAUAGGAACCAGAGACAAAGAAGCAAACCCAUCUAGAAUAUCAUUCUCUCAACCCCACCAUAAGAUGAAUAGGGCAUGCUAGCAACAUACAAAGCAUAAAAAGAAAUACAGAUAGCUAAAGCAUUUUGACAACGUUUGAACCUCCGUGGCUCUCUGAUUGUUUCCUGCUGCUGUAUUAUUUCUUUACAUGUUUUCUUUCAAUCUCAGUUACAGUCUUGAGGAACAGUCACCAUACUUUUUGAAAGGCACAGUUUUCAUGUAAUAUAUGCGAAAAUUACCUAGUAAAUGCUUUUUUUUUUGUUGCUGUAAAUAAGAGAGCCAUUUUACUGUAUUUUUUAAUUUCGGAAUGUCAGAAUGAGAGUGGUUUUCCUUAUCAAUGGCAAGUUUGUUUUUUUGUC
Durio zibethinus is the source of this 757-nucleotide messenger RNA. The record is from RefSeq and is a predicted model, not a curated record. NCBI's taxonomy places the organism in Eukaryota, Viridiplantae, Streptophyta, Magnoliopsida, Malvales, Malvaceae.